Messenger RNA from Paramecium tetraurelia, 2160 nucleotides. RefSeq lists its product as uncharacterized. Gene Ontology annotation, biological process: protein modification process. The transcript has 5 exons. The record is from RefSeq and is a predicted model, not a curated record. Lineage: Eukaryota; Ciliophora; Oligohymenophorea; Peniculida; Parameciidae.
AUGAGAGUUAGAGGUCCACCAAAAGAGCAAGAAUCGAUGGGGAAAUCUUUAGAUAAUAACUCAGUUCAUAAAAAGAGAUAAGAAUUGUGGGAAAAGUAAAUGGGGUCAAAUUAAGCAUGCUAAGGAUAUGUCUCUAAUACUCAGGGAAGUGCAGAGUCUGGAAUAAAAUAGUUUUUAUCAUCAAUGAGGAAAAAUGGAAGCUUUCAAUAGAUCGAUAGCCAAUUUAGACCCAAUGUCACAGAAAAUGAAAAUGAAACACCCAAUAAAUCAUAACUGAAGGUUACAGACACAUAAUUAUUGACUCCAUUGCAAAAAAAUGCAUAAAAAAAUCAAACAACUUAUGAUAUCUUGUCAUAGAUCUACGAAUUACAAAAUAGAAAGAGUAGAAAUUAAUCACUUUUGGAAGAAUUAAUGAGAAAAACUAAAUAGGCUAAUGAUAAUCUAACGUUCCAGAGAAUACUACAGAGGAAAAAGUACUAUAAAAGAUCUCAGAGAUGUUAAUCAGUGGCUUAGAAAGAAUAUGAAUUAGAAUAACUAAAAGGCUAAUUGAUUUAAGUGAAAUAAGUGCAGGUUCAACCAAUCUAAAAGGAAUAGACUCCUAAGUAAUAGGAGAAAUUGGUUCCACUUUUGAUUAGAAAGGAGAAGACUAAAAGUCCCCCAUCGAAAGAUAAUGAUAGAAAGAAAGUGCAAGGUCCAAUUUGCAAAGCCAAAAAAAUAGUGAUUGAUGAUACUAGAUUUUGGGAUAUUGGAUUUACUAAAUUUAUAUAGAAUCCAAGUUAUCAGGAAAUCAAUUAAUUAAUUAAUUUCUGUAAUGGCAUUUAAGUGACACCGGCCUUACAUUAAAAAUAUUAUAAGUUGUUUGUAGGUAGAGGCAAUAAUCAUAUGAUGAUCAAAGGAAUAUUUAAUUUAAGGCCAUAAUGGAGUAUUGCAAAUUCAAUAGAUGACGAUGCUGAAAUCAAUUUUGUAUGGACUCAAAAAUUCAUUGAUUUGCAACCUUCAGAAAUUAAACCAAUUCCUCAAACUAUCAUAUCUGAGGAGAUUAAUAGUUGGAUUGACUCUUAGUAAAUGAGUUUGAUAAGAUAGGCUUGGGACAAGGUUGAAGGUAAAUCUAAAAAGAAACUAAAUGAAUAUAAUAUAGACAGUCCAUCUAUCUUAAAUAAUUUACACAAUUACAAAGAAUUAAUUCAAUUAAAUCAUUAGACUAUGAACAUACGCAUACACAACCAUCUCAAAGGAGGCUAUCAAUUAGGUGAUAAGAAAUGGCUCUUCCAUAAUCUCUCCGAAUAUUGUUCAGAAUAGAGUAUUGAUGUAUGGAAUUACAUUCCAUUAACUUAUCAUAUUCAUGGACCAACAGACCGAGAGUUCAUUAAUUUUUAAUAAACAUUCUAGCAUCUGGCAUUGGAUAAGGAUAUUAAAAAUAUAUGGAUCAUAAAACCAGGAGAGGAUAGUAAUAGAGGCAAUGGAAUUAAAGUAACAAACUAGAUGUCUGAAAUUACCCAACAUAUCACUCAACAAGGUCAUACUUUCAUUCUUUAAAAAUAUAUUGAAAAUCCAUUUUUAUAUCAGAAGAGAAAGUUUGAUAUAAGAGGGUAUUGUUUAAUCACUAUUAUGAAUGGAGUUAAAAGAGUUUAUUGGUACAAAAAAGGCUAUUUGAGAACAUCAAGUAGUUUCUUCACUUUGGAAUCAUUAGACAAUCAGAAGAUCCAUUUAACCAAUGAUGCAAUUUAGAAUAGGUUAAAUGGCUAUGGAAAAUUUGAAAAAGGAAAUAAAGUUUCUUAUGAUCAAUUCUAAGCAUAUUUAAUAGAAUAGAACAAACAAAACAACACCUUAUACAGUUUCGAUGAAUUAUAUGCUGAUAUGAAGGCUCUUACUAAAUUGGCUUCACAAUCAGCUAUUGAUAAAAUCACAAAUGACGAUCAAAUUUUGGGAUUCGAAUUGUAUGGUUUAGAUUUUAUGAUUUCUAACAAUUUCAAACCAAUACUUAUUGAAUUCAAUACUAAUCCUUGUAUAGAGACUGGUUGUCCUGUCUUGACUAAGAUAAUUACAGGGCUAAUGGAAAAUCUUAUGAGAUUCAUCAUUGAUCCUUUGUUUCCAGCUAAAAGAAUGGGGAAUGAUGAUUUCACGAACAAAAAUGAUUUUGAAUUAUUAUUAUCAUGUUGA